AUGGUUGUGAAGCUGGAUAUGAGCAAAGCUUAUGAUAGGGUUGAAUGGGGUUUUCUUAAGGAAGUUAUGCUACGAAUGGGUUUUGCAAAAGAAUGGGUGGAGCUAAUUAUGAAAUACAUUACCACGACGACUUAUGCAGUUAAUACAAAUAGAGGGAGGGGAAGACUUUUUCAAUCGACUAAGGGUUUGCGGCAAUGCGAUCCUUUAAGUCCUUUUUUUUUUCUACUUUGUUGUGAGGGACUAUCAUCUUUGAUACGACUGGCAAUGAAGGAGGGGCUACUAAGAGGAGUAAAGACUAGUAGAAGAGGCCCAAAAAUUUCACAUUUACUCUUUGCAGAUGAUUGUUUUUUAUUCGGCGAAGCAUCAGGUAGCGGAUCAAUGGUGUUAAAAGGAAUUUUGAAGGAGUAUGAAAAGUGUUCAGGCCAAUGUGUUAAUUUUGAUAAAUCAACAAUCUUCUACAGCUUGAACACUACAGAAGAACAGAAGAUAGUAGUCUCGAAAAUAUUAAGGGUUCGAAGCUCAACAAACCUGGAAAAGUAUUUAGGUCUUCCUAAUGUGGUCGACAGACGGAAGAAGGAGUCUUUUCAGUAUCUCAAAGAGAAGGUUUAUACUCGAAUUGAAGGGUGGAGUACCAGAUUAUUAUCACAAGGAGUUGCUGAGUUAAUUGAACCAAGCAGCAGAAUAUGGAAGAAAGAGCUGAUAGAGUCAACCUUUUCGGAGGAAGUAGCUGAGAAGAUUCUCCGUAUCCCAUUGGCAGAGGGUCCCAACGAUGAUUUUCGAGUUGUGAAAAUUAAUUUUGAUGCAGCAUAUGAAGCGAGAACUUGUCAAUCGGUAACAAUAGUUGUGGCAAGAAAUAGUGAAGGAGGUGUUCUCUUAUCGUGUUCGGUGAUCCAGCAACGAGUUGUUUCUGCCUUCGCUACUCAGCUUUUGUUAAAGUUUAAGGAGUGCAUAUUUGAAAACAUCCCACGAUUAGCAAACAGUUUAGCGCAUUAUUUAGCAAAUGAAAUGCUGAAGAAUAAUGAAGAAGUUUACCUGGUAGGAAGCGUUCCAGAUUCGGCAGAGAAGUAA
Gossypium arboreum is the source of this 1068-nucleotide messenger RNA. RefSeq lists its product as uncharacterized. The coding region runs from base 1 to 1068 and encodes 355 amino acids. The record is from RefSeq and is a predicted model, not a curated record. The transcript has 4 exons. Lineage: Eukaryota; Viridiplantae; Streptophyta; Magnoliopsida; Malvales; Malvaceae.